Messenger RNA from Myzus persicae (green peach aphid), 1838 nucleotides. RefSeq names its product alpha-tubulin N-acetyltransferase 1-like. The record is from RefSeq and is a predicted model, not a curated record. Lineage: Eukaryota; Metazoa; Arthropoda; Insecta; Hemiptera; Aphididae. Gene Ontology annotation, biological process: alpha-tubulin acetylation. Gene Ontology annotation, cellular component: microtubule. Gene Ontology annotation, molecular function: tubulin N-acetyltransferase activity. The transcript has 9 exons. The coding region runs from base 190 to 1053 and encodes 287 amino acids.
CCUACUCGAAAUUCGCAUAUCGCCGCGACGCCUCCGUCCCUAUUUACUCUAUAGCCCAUAGUUGUAUUCUGCAUCAGCAAGUCAACGCACUCUAGCACUAUUAUUAUACGUACCCUCGUUAAUUCCGCGACAGUUCGUACUUUUUACCAGUUAUUUGAAUAAUAUAGAUAUUUCUCAAAACCCUCUGAAAUGGAAUUCAAAUUCGAUAUAAAAGAUUUAGCUGAGGGAGGAAUUGCGAAAAUUGAUCAUACUUUAACACCACUUGGCUGCGAAGAAGAUGAAAACUUACAAAGGAAAGUCGCAAUGAUUAUUGACGAAAUGGGUAAAGCAUCUGCCAGAGCUCAGGAUUUAAAAAUGCCUAUAACGACAGCAGAAAAGUUAUCAAAAUCUGAUCAUAUAAUAUAUUUAUUGUCAGAACAAACAAAUGAAGAAACAUUUGUUAUUGUUGGAAUUUUGAAAAUGGGAUGGAAAAAAUUAUAUCUUUUUGACAAAAAAGGUUCCCGUUCUGAAGCCAUGGUAUAUUGUUUACUUGAUUUUUACAUUCACGAAACUAGACAACGUCAAGGAUAUGGAAACAAACUAGUUGAACACAUGUUAAAGGAUAAUGAGUUAGAAGCAAAACAAUUAGCUAUAGAUAAACCUUCAAAAAAAAUGUUGCAAUUCAUGCAAAAACAUUAUUCACUUAAGAAGCUAGUCGAUCAAGGGAAUAAUUUUGUAAUAUUUGAAGAGUUUUUUGAUACUCCAGGGUUAACACAGCUAAAAGAUAAAUUUGACAGUACAAGUGGAUACAGAAACAAGCCUACAUAUGGGCGCCAUGCUGCUAAUAAACACAAUGACUCUAUGUCUGAUAUAUUACAUGGGGCUGGUAGUGCAACUCGAUUGAAUGACAAAUACGUUGCUAAUGCUGAUAUCAUCAAUAAUAAAUUCAAGGAUAACAAACCAAAUCUUGUCACAGUUCUUCCUUCAGAAAAAGAUGUAAAUGACCCAAUUAAUGGGAAGAAAGGCGCUCCACCAAAAUUGGAUCUCAAAUUUCAUCAUUCACAUUUGUGGUAAAAAGCUUUUAUAAAUAUCAGAUAUUAUAUCAAUAAUUGCAUUUUUAACUGUCUUAUUAAUCUUAAAAAUAAGGAGCUUUUUAAACUUUUUAUACAAUUAUUUGUUUAAUUUAAAUAUGUUGUUUAAAAAUACAGUAUACAAUAUACACAUUAUACACCAUAUUCUAAUUAGCAGUAAAGUAAUUUAAAUAUAGGUAUCAUAUCUACAGGCUGGUACCUAUCCUAAUUAGCUUAUCAUUUUCUCAUAAUGUUAUGUACAUUUCUACAAUUAGCUUAAUCGUUUAAUGUCCCUAUUGUACUAUUAAAAUUUUUUAUUUUACCUUAAAAAUAUUAUACAUUCCUCUAUUACUCUAUACAUUAUUAUAUAGGUAUUAGGUAUAUGUAUAUAUAUAUAUCUGUGAUUUGAUUUUCAUUAAUUUAUUUUCAUGUUACCUAUUGUUGUCUGAGUUAUGUUAAGUUAUAAUUAUUUUUAUUUUUACAUAUGUAAAGUAGGAUGCCUCAUAAACUUAUUUUUAUGUAAUAUAUUAUGUAUUGUAUCUUAUAAUAUUUCUGAUGAGAUGUAUAAUUACUAAUCAUAUAUAGUUGUACCACUUGUACCUAGGUGCCUCAUAGUAAUUGAUUAAAAAAAUUGUAAAUGUUUUGCGUGAAUAUCAAAAAUCAAAGUUAUAUUGAGUUUGUUAGGUACAUAGUUAUUAAGUUACAAUGAGAUAGACACCUUACAAUAUUAUAAUUAUUAAAUAGGCAUAUUAAUUUUUAUAAGUAUAUUUAAAAAAAUUGAAAGUUAGG